Molecule: messenger RNA, 2662 nt
Organism: Entelurus aequoreus (snake pipefish)
Lineage: Eukaryota; Metazoa; Chordata; Actinopteri; Syngnathiformes; Syngnathidae
Product: zinc finger protein OZF-like
Exons: 2
Coding region: 292-1851 (519 amino acids)
Biological process (GO): regulation of transcription by RNA polymerase II
Cellular component (GO): nucleus
Molecular function (GO): RNA polymerase II cis-regulatory region sequence-specific DNA binding; DNA-binding transcription factor activity, RNA polymerase II-specific
Source: RefSeq, a predicted model, not a curated record
UUAGCUUAGUUUUCAACCGCCGUGAAACAAAAACGAAGAAGAAGACUUCCGGUAGGUCUACCGUUCGUGUAGAGACGAGCAACAUCGCAGUGUGGCAUUUAAGUUCGCGGUAAUUCUUGCAUUUCUAGAUGUUAUACUUAUUGUUUGUCUUCGACAUACUACACUUUAUCAAUGUUUCGCGUCGGGAUAAACUCGACUCGUCCCGGUGAACUUCGAGGCCUCUCCGGCUAGCGUAGCUCGCUCGUUAGCUUAGCAUGCUAGCUGCUAACAAAGAGAGCUAAAGCGGAGAAAAUGUGUAAAGUACAAAUGUUGAGAGUGUUGGUGAAUCAGCGACUAAAGGCGGCUGCUGAAGAAAUAUGUGCAGUGUUAGAAAGAACGGUAGCAGAGUACGAGAGGGAACUUUCCCGAACAAAAGAUGAGAACGAGCGACUACGUCAACUACUGGACGCUGUUUUCAAGAAGCUGCCGAGGACAGACGGCUUUGAAGAAAAUCUUCCUGAGCAGCAGGAGUGGUCUUCCAGGAUGGAUCAGGAAGAGGCACAGCCAGCGCAAACUAAGGAGGAUGAGGAGUACCCACCACUUAAAGAGGACAUUGAGGAGCCACACCUCAUUCACAUUAAAGAGGAAGAUGAGGAGCCACUGCCCCAGCAUAUUAAGGGAGAAGGGGAGGAGCCACAAUCCCAGCAAAUUAAAGAAGAAGAUGAGGAGCCACAGCACCCUCACAUUAAAGAGGAGGAAGAUGAGGUGCCAGAUUCCCCCAUGUCAAAGACAAAAAGUCACAGCCCAUCUACCUUAAAAAUUAAGAGGAUGAGCCACAAACCCCCUCAAAAUAAAGAAGAGGAGGAACACAGCAUGAGUCAAGACGAAGAGCAUCUUGAAGGACUGGAGGAGGUUGAUGUCACCAAGAUGCCAUUGACCGUUGUCAUUGUGAAGAGUGAAGAUGAUGAGGGUGAAGGUGAGGAGAAGGGAGAGGCGGAGCCUCCAACUCCACACAUGACAACAGAAGCUGAUGGAGACCACUGUGGAGGAUCACAAGCAGACAAGCUCUUCGCUCCACUAUCAGAUAGUGACGACAUAACGUCACACUCUCCUGACACUGAUGAUGAAGAAGAUGAUGACACUGAUGAUGAAGACUCUAAAGCUGACAUGACAUGUCACUCUGACAACAAACACUUGAAGUGCUCUUACUGUGACAAAACGUUUAAUCACCGUGGUCAUCUGAAAACACACACGAGAACGCACACUGGAGAAAAACCAUUCAGGUGCUCAGUUUGCAGUAAAAGCUUCUCACGAAAGGCAAGUUUGAAAAUACACACAAGAAUACACACAGGAGAAAGACCAUUCCGCUGCUCAGUUUGUAGUAAAAGAUUCCCUCUAAAGCAACGUUUGAAAGUACACAUGAGAAUGCACACUGGAGAAAAACCAUUCCUGUGUUCAGUUUGUAAUAAAAGAUUCCGACUCAAGCAACACAUGACGGAACACAUGAGAAUGCACGCUGGGGAAAAACCUUUCAUCUGUUCGGUUUGUGGGAAAGGUUUCGUGCGGAAAUUCGAUUUGAAAUUACACACAAAAAUCCACGCCGGAAACAAACCUUUCAAAUGUUCGGUCUGCGGCAAAGGUUUUAUACAAAACAGCGAUCUGAAAUUACACAUGAGAACGCACACCGGAGACAAACCCUUCAUGUGUUUAGUUUGUAAUAAGAGAUUCACUCAGAAAGGAAAUUUGAUGACACACACAAGAACACAUACCGGAGAGAAAGUGUUGAGUUGCAGUGUGUGUGAUGAAAAAUUCUCAUAUAAGUACCAGUUUAAGAAACACACGUGUGCUGGUGAGAACAGCAGCAGCAAAUGAAGAUGCAGGAUUUGAAAUAAACUGUCAAAACUUUAACUUUGACUUUCUAACAUCAGCACAUGGGACAUGUGUGACAUCAAUGUGUGCGGAACACAAUCUUGUUAAUAUGAUUUUAACAUUUAUCGAUUAGAUUUGCUAGACCACUGCUUGUAUGUGUAUGUAUGUAUGUAUGUAUAUUUAUGUACAAUUGUCCUUGAAAAGGUGCAAGCGGAAGCUUUCGUUUGACUGUGGAAAUUAAUUACGUGUCCCAUGAUGACACUGCCAAGUGGAAGCAUGUAAAUAUUAAAAACAAGAGGACCUAACAUAGAUCCUUGAGAGACACCACAUGUGAUGUGCUUGUAUCCAUACUUAGCAAGAAUAUUGUGUCUGAGUGAUAGGAAGUGAACCACUUGUGAACAGUACCAGCAGGUGUUUGAGUCUAUAUAAAUAAACAUUGAUUGAUUGAUUGAUAUUUCAAAGAAUGAGGUGAUUUACUGGAUCAAAGGCGGGACUAAGAUCCAGUAGAACCAAGACUGACACUUUUUGAGGAUCAACACCCAACCUGAGAUAAUUUACUAUCUUUGUAAGUGCUGACUCUACUGUGGUUCACCUUAUAUACAGACUGCAAAGUCUCUAAAAUAUUACAUUUAUUUAAACAUUAUAUCGCUGUUUAAACACCAGUUUUUCCUCAAAUUUGACCUUAAACUGACCUUGAUACUGUUCUAUAACAGCAGUUUAUAAUAGUCUCAUCAAAUUUAGUAAAAAAUGGGUGUCAUGUGAUGUAAAAGACAUGUGAUUCCAAUUAUUAGCAGUGAAGGAGGCCGAUGAAUUA